This is a messenger RNA of Hypomesus transpacificus, 2540 nucleotides long. RefSeq names its product gastrin-releasing peptide receptor (gene grpr). The record is from RefSeq and is a predicted model, not a curated record. Gene Ontology annotation, molecular function: G protein-coupled peptide receptor activity. Gene Ontology annotation, biological process: G protein-coupled receptor signaling pathway. Gene Ontology annotation, cellular component: membrane. The transcript is spliced from 4 exons. Lineage: Eukaryota; Metazoa; Chordata; Actinopteri; Osmeriformes; Osmeridae. Bases 1210 to 2367 code for a protein of 385 amino acids.
GUCAAGAUUUUCUGUUGUGCUUCCUGUUUUAUCAAGGUUCCCAGAGCUAUCAUCCUAUUUAUCCUCUGAAGAUACCAGACACAAUUUCUCAAGCAAAGCUUCCUUCCUUCCAGUAAUUACAGUUUUUCUCAAUUGCUUUGGCUCACUUCUCAAAUGAGAAUUAGAUUUAGAUUUUUUAGGAGUGAACUAGUCAAAGAUGUUACAGAAUUUAGAUUUAAACACAAAAUCAAUUUAGAGCAUUGGCCUACAUUCAAAUGUGCACAUCCCUUUUUUGUGUGUGAGUAGUAAGCAGUCAGUGUAAGCAGUCAGUGUCAACCAAAAAAGUUAAAAAAAUAUAUAUAUUUGUACAUGUGAAAAAUCAUCUGAACAUUUUAACCAGAACGGCUCACAUAAAGACAAAACCUUUCCAUUGAGAUUGACAUUGGUAAAAUACAGCUCUGGAAAAAAAUAAAAGGCCCUUUUCUUAACUUUCCCUAUCUCAUUGUUUGGAAAUAAAAGGAAAAGUUGCAGUGGUUUCUUAAGUUUUGAAGCAUUAAUUAAAUGUUUUAGGUGAAUUACUGCAUUUUGCAGACAUGCAACAGAGUUGUGAUGUACUAUGAAAUACUUGUUACAAUUGCACAUAGUUUAGGAUAUGCUAAGAUAAAAUAAAAAUAAAAGUCUUCUCUGACGAUCCUCCUGAAGAUCAUGGCUUAUCUAAAUGGCUUAACAGGUCAAAGCACUGAGGAGAAACUCCCUGUAUUUGACAUAUAUAAUAUCAGAUGUAUACAUACAUCAAUCUCGUUCUAAACCCACUCUUCUACAAGUUAAUGUCUAAAUUGACUUUUAACCAUGGAUGGUUCAUAACUGUUUUUAUUUUUGGACAAACGUCUCCUGGAGGAAGGAAUCUAAUGACAGUUCUGGUGAGAGUAUUUUAUCUCCAUUCAUGUCUCGGCUGAGACAUUCCCGGGAGCGCGGAAUUGACGCGGCCACGCGCAUUUAGAGGACAUCACAGCAGUGCAGCUUCGCGUGACCAGUCUCAAGAAACUCACCACCGACUUCUUGGAAAAAUAUUUCCCAUUGGAGAAGUAAAGUGCAAUUUAGAUGAAAAGGAAACUAGUUUCAAUUGAGUCUUGUUUGGCAUGGAUAGCAGGCUAUCAAAAGAGGUAUAGGUUGAGAAUCCAAAUCAACAGUUCUUUCCAAUGCACCAUUUAAAUACUAAACGCAGAAAGAAUGUCUUUUAAGGAGCCGUUUGAUUCCUCUUGGGACAUGGCGAAUCAGUACCCAAAUCUAUCCGUGGCGCACGGAAACCUAACACUCCCCUCUGAACAGUCGAUGUGGUAUACCGGGGUCGCCAUUGCCGCAGUUUACGGUGUAAUCAUAACCGUUGGUCUCAUUGGUAAUAUAACGCUCAUUAAGACCCUUUGCUCCACUAAGUCCGUAAGGAAUGUACCGAAUCUGUUCAUGUCGAGUCUUGCGCUCGGGGACGUGCUCCUUUUGGUCACCUGCGCACCGGUGGAUGCCAGCCGGUACCUGGCUGAAGAGUGGCUGUUCGGUAGAGUGGGAUGUAAACUCAUACCGUUCAUACAACUCACGUCGGUUGGCGUUUCCGUGUUCACGCUUACUGCGUUGUCCGCAGACAGGUACAGGGCCAUCGUCCGGCCCAUGGAGUUGCACACCUCCGGCACCCCACAGGGGAUUGUGCUGAGAGCUGCGGCCAUCUGGCUGUUCUCCAUGACGCUGGCCGUCCCCGAGGCUGUGUUCUCCGACCUGCACGCGUUCCACGUCAACCACACCGAUGAGCGCUUCGUCACGUGCGCCCCCUACCCCAACACCGGCGAACUGCACCCCAAGAUCCACGCCAUGGUGUCGUUCCUCCUCUUCUACGUGCUCCCCCUGCUGGUCAUCACUGUGUACUACGUUUUCAUCGCUAGGAGCCUCAUGCUGAGCGCUCACAACAUGCCCGUGGAGGGGAACGUGCACGUCAGGAGACAGAUGGAGUCGAGGAAGCGUUUGGCCAAGACAGUUCUGGUGUUUGUUGGUUUGUUUGCUGUCUGCUGGCUGCCCAGUCAUGUGGUCUACCUGUAUCGCUCUUACCAUUAUGGACAGGUGGACACCUCCCUGGCCCACUUCCUGUGCAGUGUCGUGGCUCGCGUCCUGGCCUUCACCAACUCCUGCGUGAACCCCUUCGCCCUCUACCUGCUGAGCAGAAGCUUCCAGAAGCAGUUCAACGAGCAGCUGUGCUGCUGCCAAGCCCUGAUCCGCCGGAGGUCCCUGGCGGCCGUGCGCAACCACACACACCUCACCUCGCUGCGCAGCACACACCACUCCGUGGCCAGCGUCAGCCUGGCCAAUGGCAACAAGCCCGUCUGCCAGGAAGACUCUGUGUAGGGGGGUGAGGGGAGUAAAUGAAGGGGGGAGAUGGAGGAGAGAGAGAGGACUGUAUGAUAGUGUAAGGCCUGUGAGUGCUGUGAGUAUGGUCGGGGAGAUGGGCUGGUGCGUGUGUCCAGGUGCUGUCUCCUGGUUGUGUGUGUCCAGGGGCUGUCUCCUGGCUGUGUGUGUCC